This is a messenger RNA of Closterium sp. Naga37s-1, 1740 nucleotides long. The record is from the annotation of a GenBank genome assembly. NCBI's taxonomy places the organism in Eukaryota, Viridiplantae, Streptophyta, Zygnematophyceae, Desmidiales, Closteriaceae.
AUGGACGACGACAUGCAGAACAUCGGCGGGAGGGACGACAACACCUUUUUUGACACGUCGACCGACUGUCUGCCGCUCGAAACUCCCGCUCAAGCUAACUUAGUGCCUGCUUUCGUGCAGGAUAGGGACUUAAGUAGCUUCUACGAUCAACUCAUGCAGAACGACCCCGCUCCGCAACUCCAGUCUGCCGCUUCCCAGCUCCAGCAGCAGCAGCAACAGUCGCAACUUGAACAGCAGCAGCAGCAGCAGCAACAGCAGCAGCAGCAGAUUCAGCUAACGAACCCGUCACACGACGCCUCCGUGGCCGCCGCAACGAUGCGCGGGCGCGGCGAGCACGCGAACUCCCAGAGCUUGUCGGCCAAAUCCCUCGCCGCGGCGCUUCUAGACCCGAAGUCCGAUGUGGGCCACCGCAUUCGCUGCUCCGGCGUGGCGGCAUUAACCCCGUCGGAGCAGCAGCUGCUGCUGGCGGCGCUGCAAAAAGAGGCUCAGGAAUCGGCGGCGGCGGCGGCGGCGGCGGCGGGGCCGCAACCCGUCGCACGCAGACCGACGGGAUCUGCUGCGGAAAUCGUGCCGCGAGUGAAGUCUUUCGGCUCAUCUCCUCCCGCGCGCUUCAGCGAGUUUACCGCCGCAACAGGCGCCGGCGAUCACGCCGCAGGCGAGGACUCCAGAAGCGCGGGACACAGGAAAUCAGCAUCAUUCUCCGUCGGCCAACGGAUCGCCGCGAGUUCCGCCGCCAUGGCCGCCGAUCAUUCAUCGGGUCUACGGUCGAGGCGCGGUCUUCCGGACCUACAUCAAGUCCGUGGUUUGGAUACAGGCCACAGCGGCGGCUCGGGAAUGUCGCCUCUUACUCGUCCGAGCCCGUCCGGGAAGCGCGACGCGGAGGGAAACCUCGUUGUAAGCACGCCGGGGCGCUUCUCGACGCUAGGAGCCAGCCCGCGCGGGCCCCUUCAAGUGGCGGAUGCGCAAGGGAUGGGCGCAGGCUCCCUGGGGGGAGGAAGCGGAGGAUCCGGAGACAGCGCGCACCUGUCGAUCAGCCCUGAAGCGGUUUUGGCGGCGGAGCUUUCGAAGAUCGGCGUGUCGCCUGCCGUCAUUGCCGCGACGGCUGGCGCGGCGGGUCGCAACGUGUCGGGAAGUGGCGGCGGGCAGAUAGCAGGCGGCAUGGCGGAUAUUUCCGCGCUAUGGGGAAGGGGAGGGCUAAACCCUAAAGCGGGGACGGGGAGCUGGGGGGCGGAAACGGGCAAGGAAGGGGGGAAAAGGCACGCGGGCGCAGGGGGGGUUGGCGGGGGGGACAGCGGUCUGGCGGCGCAGCAGCAACAGCCCGCGGGCGGGAGCCAGCAGCUUUCGCUACAGAAGCAGGGAUCCGGAUCGGAUUAUUCCAAGGACGGCCAUACAGAAGGCGCUACGGCGUUUGCCGGCAGUCCCGACGGAGGAGGUGCGGGAGGCGGAAGCGCCAACGCCCACGGCCACAUCGCUGGCUACUCUACCAAGCCGCGGAGUGUCGCGGAGCGCAUGCGGAGGGAAAAGAUUACGUCGCGUCUUCAGAACCUCAAGGAGGUGCUUCCUAAGAUGGACGCUGAGACUGACACGUCAGCGAUGCUGGAAGAUGCGGUGGUGUACAUUCAGUCGCUGCAGGCUCGAUGUAAAGCGCUCGAGCGGCAGAACGGGGCGCUCUCGCACCAGCUGCGCGAAAUCGGGGUUACACCAGCUGUCAUCAGUAACCCUCAGUUUUAUAACCAAUAA